GCGCUCGACACUCCCCGUGUGUCUCUGUAAAAGACGCCCUUCUGUUUGACGUGAUCCCUGUCAUUCCGCGUUCAUUGGAUUGCCGCUCCGGAUUACGCUCCUCUCUCGGUCCCUCGUCAUCUCCCGUCUCUCUUCACAAUCACAAUGGAUCACUCCAGAGAUCCCUGUCCCUGGGUUGCCCUGAGCGACUUCGGUGGUGCUUUCUGUAUGGGUGCGAUCGGUGGUGCCGUCUGGCACGGUGUCAAAGGUUUCCGAAACAGCCCCUACGGCGAGCGACGGAUAGGUGCCCUCACAGCCAUCAAGGCCCGCGCGCCCGUCCUCGGUGGUAACUUCGGUGUAUGGGGUGGUCUGUUCUCGACUUUCGACUGCGCGAUCAAGGGAAUCCGGAAGAAGGAGGACCCUUACAAUGCUAUCAUCGCUGGUUUCUUCACUGGUGGUUCCUUGGCUGUCCGUGGUGGUGUCAGGGCUGCUCGGAACUCGGCCAUCAUGUGUGCUGUGUUCCUGGGUGUCAUUGAGGGUGUCGGUAUCGGCUUCCAGAGAAUGAUGGCCGACAACACGAAACUAGAGCUCCCUCCUCCCCCUCCCUCUCCCGAAAAGGCCGUCGCCUAAACUCCGUCGACGACCAUCUUAUGAUAUCCUGUCGCUGUGUCCGUAUAUGCUAUAUUAUUAUCACGUCUCUCUUCUCAGGUGUUGGGUGGGUCAUUUGGGCUUCAGUAUAGAGGUUGCGUUGAAUUGUGCUUCUAUCAGCUCUCGACUUCUUUUCUUUUUUCUAUCUUACCCUAUUUUAUUACUUAUUGUGGAGCAUGUUUUAUGGCGAUUGGAUUGUUCAGCCUUUGCAUCCCAUGUUUUUUUGUGACCGGAGACGACAAAAAAAAAGCGGAAGUGCCGGCUGGUC
Molecule: messenger RNA, 895 nt
Organism: Aspergillus steynii IBT 23096
Lineage: Eukaryota; Fungi; Ascomycota; Eurotiomycetes; Eurotiales; Aspergillaceae
Product: protein transporter TIM17
Exons: 4
Coding region: 145-609 (154 amino acids)
Biological process (GO): protein import into mitochondrial matrix
Cellular component (GO): mitochondrial inner membrane; TIM23 mitochondrial import inner membrane translocase complex
Molecular function (GO): transmembrane protein transporter activity
Source: RefSeq, a predicted model, not a curated record